Messenger RNA from Rhinocladiella mackenziei CBS 650.93, 6204 nucleotides. RefSeq lists its product as uncharacterized. The record is from RefSeq and is a predicted model, not a curated record. The coding region runs from base 1 to 6204 and encodes 2067 amino acids. Gene Ontology annotation, cellular component: nucleus; mitotic spindle pole body; cytoplasm. The transcript has a single exon. Gene Ontology annotation, biological process: proteolysis; meiotic chromosome separation. Gene Ontology annotation, molecular function: protein binding; cysteine-type endopeptidase activity. Lineage: Eukaryota; Fungi; Ascomycota; Eurotiomycetes; Chaetothyriales; Herpotrichiellaceae.
AUGAUAGCGACUGCGGACCCUCCUAAAGCUUCAUCGCUCGAUUCCAUUCGUGCCGAGUUGAAUGUGCCUGCGCCCUCAACCCAGACCCUGAGGUUUCUCCGUACAAUCCUAGGUCUCGACGCCCAAGAACCAUGCGAAAUCUCCUGCGACUCAGCGAGAACUCCAGCAGAACCUAAGAAGGCUGCGAAGCCUCGAAACCCUGCGAAAGGUGUAUCCAGACAGGGUCGCAAUGGAAAGCCAACAUUUCGAAUCCAUGAAACCGCUAACCACGAGGUCCCUCGAUUAUCUGCAGUCGAUUGCCGCCGAAUUGCCACGGAAGUCUUCAACCAGACUUUGAAGCAGCUUGGACAAGCAGCUAAAGUCGAAAGAGACGCCUCCAACUCGAAACCGGAAGGCCUUCCACCGCUCCGGCCUUCGCAUGCGGACCGCGCCUUGCAGGAGCGAUCGCCAAACAGGAACAAGAAAAAAGAUGCCAUCAAGUCAGAAGACCGUUCGCCAUGCGCCGAAGUCCCGGACUGGAGAGUGGUGGCAGAAUGUUCCUCCGCUGCAUUGCAUUAUCUGCGGCAAUGUGAUAAUCGGAAGGGGGAAACGUCCCAUGAAACUGGCACGGGAAUGGAGAAUGCAGCUUUGAUAUUGUUGGACAGGACGAUUACACUGAAUCUGCAAGAGCAAGCAAUGGCUCAGCUUUCUGUGAUACACCAAAGAUACUGGGGACACCAAGCCACAAAAUGUCCGACACCAAAGGAGGAGCACCUGUCGAAGUUCCUCCUGGGCAGGCAGGAUGCCAUUGAUCAAAACCAAACAUUUGGCUUCACUGCGUCAAUGCAAAGCCAAGUUCUUCGUUUAGCUAUCUUGUCAGGACCGAACUCAAUCAGCAAGGAAUUCUUGGAGUCACUUAAACUGGAAACCGUGGGAAGUCCCGCUUGGGUGAUUGCGCGAGGUCUUCAAAAAGGAUGGCUUGAUUCUGAAAAGGCAAGCUUGCAACUUCGGACCAUCUCAUUAGCUUUGACCAAGCUGUAUACACUUGCCGUUAAUUCGAGAUCCGAAGCAGCCUCUUCCGUGGACGUCUUCGACCUUGCUUGUGCGGCGUUACGGAUCAAAUUCGAGUCAUGGACACACUCGGGUCACGUCCCAGACCCAGGAAGAGAAGUCUGGCGACAUCUCCACUCUGCUGUCAAAAGGUUAUUCACAAAUGCAACGGAUGUGCAAGCAGCUUCGUUAUCGGUUAUUGAACGCCUCAGGUUAUUCAGAAAGCUGCUCAAUAUUGCCAGCGUCGAUGAUACGAUUCCGCUGGAACUGAUCGAAACUCUUUCGCAAGUGACGCCAAAUAUUCACGACCAAUCAGAAAUGUUGCUGCUGAUGGAAGAACAACUGCCGUGUUGCGAUCCUGUCGCCUUCCUGAUACUGAACUGUCGGAUAACGGGUUUGAGGCUAAGGUGUAUAUCAACGGGCAUGAAGUCGGCGAUAAAACGAACACAAGAUGCAUUCACCAAAAAGCUGGAACUAUCAAAAUCAGACCUCGAACGGGUCAUUCUCCCCGCCGCCCACCUUCGCAAAGUAUCCUGUGAAGCGAUGAUGACCAUUGAGAAACCACCACCGGCAACUAACGAGGACGAGAGUAACGGAGAGCUAAAGCAGGCCAUCAUUGGCCUGAUAUUUGCUUGCUCCGUGUUUUUAUGCAAGCAAAUCCUGUUGGGCCUUUUGCACCCGACUCAAUGCCUCAGUGAGGACAGACAGCAGUCUUUUCUGACUACGCUCAUCAAGAGUAUAGAUGCUAUUCUAUAUGCGGAGAAACAUGCUCUGUUGAGAACACCAGGACUGCAUAUCACCGCAUGCGACGCUCUUCAAUGCUGUUCGUCCACGAUCGAUUCCUGUCGAGCCCGGCUCCCGGAGCUCCUCGCCAACACCUCCACACAAGCCAACUUCAAUCAAUUGCGCGUGCGGCUUUCCCAGAUAUUUUGGCGUCGCUUCUUGAAGGCCGUUGAGGAAAGAAAGGGUCUGCAGGAACAAAUUCAGAUUUUGGAUUCAUCACUCAAAGGUCUCUCCCAACUGCCUGUGACGGACCAGAAAGCCGCCUACUUGGGUUUGAAAUAUGAGAGGCUGGCAGCUUGCUACUUGGAAGUUUCCCACUAUGAGAUGGCGAAAUCGGCGCUCCACCAAGCCAUCAGCUUCAACAUCAGAGACGGGACCCUCAGUGAUGUGGUAGAACUUCUUCUGGCCGGACCCUUCUCACGUGCAUGGUCCAAAUCGGAUUCGAACUGCAAGUCCUUGGCGAGGAACCUGACCACAUACGCUCAAAUAUCACCUUCCCUUUCCACCUCUGAAGGUAAUGAUGAUAUCUUUUAUGAUUGUCGAUCGUUACCGGCGAUACACCGGGCAGCGCUUCUGGAAAAACAGGUUUAUGCCAUGAUGGAAAAGGGUGUGUCCGGCCAUCAAUUGAGUCUUUGGGGAGCGCAGGUGACGGUCGUUUGGGAACUUCUAAACCAACAGGAAUAUCAUGUAUACAGAUUGAGAUUUGUCAACAACCUUCUUCACUUGGCAUUGAGGAGGAGGAUGUCAACCAUCAAUUUCCCAAUUGACUCUCGGCAGGUUCAGACGCUUCUAGCACCCCGCAAGAAGCAACAUGGAACGAUCUUUCUUCAGGAAUACGAACCAGGGCUUCGCUCGUUGCUCAAGUUACAAUCGGGUUUUUUCAUGGGCCUUGUCACCAUGGAAAGUCUGGAAGAAGAGGUUAAGCAUUUGUCUGGAGUAAUUCGAGCAUGUGAGGUGGCGGAAAAUGCUGACAAGCUUCUCGACAACCUGGGGACAUGUGUUGCGACGCUCCAGCUCUCUGCUGACUACGCAUCUGUCUUUGGAACUCCGAGGACUGGUCUCAUGGCUCUGGAGACGAUCCACCACAUUACGGAACUCGGAUUUACGUCUCCCGAGCUAUCAAGAACCAAUAUUCUCAUCCAGGCUGGCAGGCUCCAUAAUCAUCUUCAGGACCUUCGUUCCGCCCAAAUUUACCUCGCGGAGGCUGAGAAGACGUUGGACAGGGACGAGGCGGGCUCUCUUCUCGAGGUGGAAUUCUCGCUGGCGUAUUCCGAGUAUCACUUCAGUGCGGGUGAUUUCCCCCAAUCCUUCGACUGGCUACGUCGUGCCAAGGGUGCGUGGGAAAUGCAGGAGAGACCUCCCGGCGCAUUAUCAAGCAAAGCGCGGUUGAGAGAGCAAACGAUUCUUUGUAGAUCGUUUCACCUGGCAUCCCAAUUAGCCUACCAGCAAGGUCAACUUUUGGCGGCCACCAUGUACGCAAGACAAUCUGUCAAAAUUGUCGCAGGCCUGUGGAUGUCAAUCGACAAGAUAUGGAGCUCUCCGGACCACGCUCUACCGGUGACUUCGCCUGCACCCGAUGUGAACAAUCUGGCCCUCGAGUGGUCCGGGCUUGACCGGUCACUCCAGCAGACACAACGAUUGACGCCGAGUGUAGCUAUCUAUGGGCCGCAGAUCUCACUUUACUGCUCGAUUUUCAGCCAUUUGGCGUUUCUCACUGCGCAUUGCGGUCUUUACCAGGACGCAGUAUACCUCUACGAGCAAGCACUGAAGGUCGCCAGAAAUACCACGCAAACCAUUGCCGCAGCAGGCAUCCUAAGUCAACUAAGUCUCCUACAUGCUCGUGCGGGUCAGUGGGAAAAAGCAAAACAAGGGCUCAACGAAUUGCUGCCGCAGCCGGCUUAUGACAACACACCCCUCAGUUCAGCCAUCAUGGCAAUAGACCAAGCCGAAGUGCAUUGUCUUUUUGGAGACCCGUCAUCCGCUCGUCAACAUCUAGUCAAGGCUUCCCAACGCCUUCUCAGAUACAGCCAGGCGGAGGAGCCCAAAAUUGGUGAGAAGCCGAAAAGCAAGAGGGUGAAGGUGUCCUCGAAAGCUCCGGCGAGGAAACCAACGGUCAAACUGCAGAACAAACAUAUUUCCAUGUCCACUCCAUCAGCAGAUCCCACUUUAGCGUCUUCCGGACUUUCCGUGGAGUUACGACGUGCAAGAGAGAGACUUUCCGCUCUGGAGGUUCAACUCCAACUGCUGGACCAUCAUCAUUCCAACACCAAUGGAGCCGGUUACGCAUUGAAUCUGGAGAGCCGCGUCGAAAGUCCCCGCGGAUCAACAGCGGAAGCCCUGUACUUGGUUCAAUCGGCACUGAAAUUGUUUUCUGAGGAUGCGGUAAGCAAUGUCCUCGCAGAAACGGCAAUAGCGCUUCCUGUGAGAUACAGAUCCACCAGGACGAGCGGCCGGGUGUCUUUUGUACAAGAAGCGGCUCCGCGGGCCACACUGAAUACGAGUACGGGGCGGAACAAGAAAGACCCUGACCACAAGUCAACCAGAAAUUACAAGCACAAGGAAGGAGAAGACCUUCUCCGUAAAGCCCAUCACAUAUUAUGCAGAGUGAAGGAAUCUCCGCAGAGCCGAAUUCCGUGUGAAACAAUGCACGCCUGUCACAAAAUUCUGGUGCAGAUAAGUCUCCUAUCCACCGGAUUGGGAACCCCAUUUGUCUCCUCCUCUUCGGAGCUGGUUCGGGACGCCUUGACUCCCAUGGAUUCAGCACGAAGUCGAGAGCGCAUCAUUACUUCGAGUGAGAUAGCUACCGCCAAAAGAACCAAUGUCCAAGGCUGGCCAGAUUUGGAAAAAUGCAAUGCGGCCCAUCCCGCUGAUUUGAACCUGUUGCUGACUGACGACAUGAGCCUUUUGCCAGCUUCCUGGUCGAUUGUGUCUCUCGGAUUGAGCGAGGACAAGAGCGAGCUUCUUGUCGCGCGAUUGACCCGCGAGAGGUCACCGUUCGUGGUCAGAAUCCCGUUAGCGAGACCGGAUCCGUCUGACGCGGAGAAUGGAGAGCUAGAUUUCGAAAGUGCCAAAGCCGAGAUCCAAGACAUCGUUGCGAAGGCAAAUUCUAGUGCCCAUGAUCCUAGAGGAUGCUCGGCAGACAAGUCCAUCAGGAAAACCUGGUAUGCGGAACGCCAGUCGUUGGACCAGCAAAUGGCAACUCUUCUGGACAACAUUGAGAAUGUCUGGUUUGGAGGAUUCCGAGGACUGAUCCGGGCUUCUGACGUGGACCACGAUGCACGUUUAAAAUUCGGGGAACGCCUCUCGGUCACUCUGAACAGGCACCUUCCGUCCCGUCAAAAGUCAUCCAAGUCUGUGGAUGCCAAAAUUGAACUCCACGCUCACGUCUUGGAGCUCUUUAUGACGCUGGGACAUCCACGAGAAGUCGACCUGGAGGACUCGAUCACGGAUUUGCUGUACUUUGUCGUGGACAUUCUCCAAUUCAAUGGUGAGCGAAAUGCAUAUGACGAGAUCGACUUCGAUGCUGUGAUGGUUGAGGUAUUGGACUCGUUAUAUUUAUACUACGACGAGAGACUGAAUGCACCAAACCCCUCGCACGUGAUCCUGGUAAUGGAUAAAGAAUUGCAGGUGUUCCCGUGGGAAUCAUUGCCGUGCCUGAGGGGUCAAUCAGUGUCGAGGAUGCCUUCGCUAGGAGCUAUAUGGGAAAGAAUUGAUUCAAUCCGAAAACAAAACGGCAACAGUCAAGGUUAUGUGAUCCCUGCGUCGGAUGGUGCGUACCUGCUCAAUCCAUCCUCCGAUUUGACGUCGACGCAAGAAAUUUUUGGCCAAAUAUUUCCAAGCCAGCUUCCCACAUAUGAUGCCAUCGUCAAUCGGCCGCCAGAGGAAAAAGAAUUCGAGACGGCGCUGCGUGACAAGUCUCUAAUGCUCUAUUUUGGCCACGGCGGAGGCGCUCAAUACAUCCGCGGCCGCACAAUUCGCAAGAUGGGCAGAUGCGCCGUAACGUUGCUCAUGGGAUGCAGCAGUGCCAAAAUGACGGAGUGUGGCGUAUAUGAGCCUUAUGGGAUGCCUUGGAACUAUAUCAAUGGAGGCAGCCCGGCCGUGGUGGGAACGUUGUGGGAUGUCACAGACCGAGACAUUGAUCGAUUUGCCUUGCAGCUGAUGGACGAUUGGGGGUUGGUCGACGCAAAAAGUGAUUUAGACACGAAAUCCAACAAAUCAGGCAAAGGUAGGAGUGACAAAGGCGGCAAGGCGCGAAACCCUGCAGGUUAUACACGGAAGCGAGGAGUGGUGGCAUUGGAUCAGGCUGUGGCACAAGCUCGAGAUGCCUGCAUGUUGAAGUAUUUGAACGGCGCAGCGCCGGUGAUGUACGGGAUCCCCGUAUUUUUGGACUAG